AGGGGGGCAAAAUGCUAAUAUAUGCUUCUCUCUAAAUUUGUUAUCAUCCCAAUUUUUCUUUAUACUUUUUUAUAUUAGAAACUUGUUUAAGUCAAAUAUCUCCAAUACUACUCCAUAAUACUCUUAUAUUACUGCGUAUGGAGUAUUAUUUAUGAUGGAAUAACUACUUCAUUCCUUGCAUCAUGCUUUCUGAUGGUUGUCGAAAACAAAGCUGAAUGUACAAAUUGAAUACAAAGAUGACAUCCGGAAAGAUAUCACUCACAUACUCUUGCAUCCAUCAAAUAGGGAGCUAGUGAAAAAUGCAUCAUAAAAGCGAAAAUGACAAGAUGUGGGAAAUCAUCUCCAAAUCUGGCAUGGUUGUUUCGAUUAUUGAGAAUAUUGCCAAACUUGCUGGUUUGGCUGUUUCUGUACACAGUUAUGGAUCUCUCAUGACAUUCAACAAACUGCUGUCUAAAUUUCUUCUCAAGCCGGAGAAGGCGCUGAAGUUGCAGGCAUCAAAAGUCACACUUGAGCAAAAGAGUAAUCACCUGCCGUCCUCGCUCAAGGACUUGCAUGAUAAUGUGCGAAAGAUUGCAGGAUUGAACGCUCAGAAGACACCGAACGGUGGAAAGAGUGGCGGUGGAUAGAAAGGCGGUGGGCAGAACGGUGGUGGACAGAACGGCGGUGGGCAGAACAGCGGUGGAAAGAAUGAUGAUAAUGGGGAUGACUAGAAACUUAUAAGUAGACGAUAUUUGCCGCAAUCGAUCAAUCGAAAUGUCGGUGUGGCUCCUGUUAUCUGCCGGCUGCCGCUAGGGUUCCUUCACUUUUCUCUCAUGGCUAUAUAUUGGUUCUAACUUCUUUGCUUGUUUAGUAUCUAGAGAGAUUAACAUUUAAUGCAUUACUAUUUAAUAACUUGGGCUCAUGAUCAUGCAUUGACAUUUGCCAAAAGGCACCUAAAAAAUUGUUCCAUCAUUAUUGUUGAUGUACGCUUGGC
This is a messenger RNA of Cuscuta europaea, 973 nucleotides long. The record is from the annotation of a GenBank genome assembly. NCBI's taxonomy places the organism in Eukaryota, Viridiplantae, Streptophyta, Magnoliopsida, Solanales, Convolvulaceae.